Camelina sativa (false flax) is the source of this 1140-nucleotide messenger RNA. RefSeq names its product putative F-box protein At2g02030. The record is from RefSeq and is a predicted model, not a curated record. Lineage: Eukaryota; Viridiplantae; Streptophyta; Magnoliopsida; Brassicales; Brassicaceae. Gene Ontology annotation, molecular function: protein binding.
AUGAAGGAAGAGAAAAUAAGAGGCAGCAGAAACAUCCCGCAAGAGAUAGUUGAAGAGAUUCUGGUGAAGCUUCCGGUAAAGUCAUUGGUGAGAUUCAAAGCCGUAUCGAGAGCAUGGGGAGGAACAAUAGCAUCAAAAUAUUUCAUAGAGAAACACAACCGGUUUCAGAAGUCUCUAGGCCGAGGACAAGCUAGAAUCGUUGCUAUAUCAAGAGAAACAAGAUACAAUGGUCUCGCACUAGAUAAUGUUUUGUUUUCUGCCAAUGGAAUCGUACAUGGUUCUCCAUAUCCACCCAUUAGGUCUUUUAACCGGUUUGAUGGUUUUGAAAUCUCCGAGCCUUGCGACGGUUUGUUUUGUCUCUACACGAUCACUCGUAUAUUUACCCUUGUUAAUCCUGCUACCACUAGUCGCCGCAGACUCCCUGAUCCCACCUCUACAAUCGCUGACGGUGCGCAUAAGAGUUAUACUUUGCUAGGGAUUGGUAGAGAGGAUAGUGUGAGAGGGAAGUAUAAGCUUGUGUGGUUUUUCGACUAUGAUAACGAAUUGGUGAACAAGUCUUUGAGGUGCAAGGUUUUUGCUCUUGACUCUAAUACUUGGAGAUACGUAGACCCGCCUCAUUGUCGAGUUCACUAUGACCAUCCUCUAAUUCACUUGGAUGGAGUAAUCUAUUGCUUCAGCUACCACAAGGAACAUCGAUAUAGGGAUGAACAGGAUGUUAAGUUACUAGCUUUUGAUCUUCACACUCAGAAAUUUCAACGCUUACAAAUUACUCCGGAUAUCCUGUUUAGACGCUACUGUGACUUAAGCAUGCGUGUUCUUAACCAUCGCCUAUGCAUCUCCAAGGGUUUUGUUGAUGAUAACGUCGACCAUUUUUUCAAAAUAUGGGGUUUAGAAAUAAACAAGAGGUCAUGGGAGAUGAUGUAUUCCAUAGAUUUGUCUUGCUUUCCGCCAGAAUUCAAACAACGGAGAAUCAUCCCGAUGGCAACCAUUAACAAUUAUCUCAUCAUUUCAAACUAUCGCCGUAACAUUUGGCUGCUCUACAAUUCCAAAAGCAGUAUUUUACAUGGCACUGAUUCUUAUUCUGAUAAAGACGUUAUGUCUCAGUCUUACUGUGAGACGCUAGUCUCUGCUUACCAAUGA